Molecule: messenger RNA, 2847 nt
Organism: Erpetoichthys calabaricus (reedfish)
Lineage: Eukaryota; Metazoa; Chordata; Cladistia; Polypteriformes; Polypteridae
Gene: gpr78a
Product: G protein-coupled receptor 78a
Exons: 3
Coding region: 583-1602 (339 amino acids)
Biological process (GO): adenylate cyclase-activating G protein-coupled receptor signaling pathway
Cellular component (GO): membrane
Molecular function (GO): G protein-coupled receptor activity
Source: RefSeq, a predicted model, not a curated record
UCAUGUAAGAACAAUUAACUGAAAGCAGCUCUCACAUUUGAUCAUUGCCCUUUACACUAAUAAAAGUGACAUGCGAUUAAAAUUUCAUGAGGAUUUGUCUCAUGGUGUGUGAGUGUGUGUGCAUAUUCGUGGGAGAGAAUCUCCUGCGCAUGAUCGCUGUGAGGCGCCACUGAUAAACGUAUGAUCAAGUCGAGCCUACACUAUUCAUUUCGUUUUACUGCCGGCGGCAGACGACUGUAAAAAUCAAGCCGUCUGCUAUUCAGUACGGAGCAACGGUGAUGAUAUAUCUGGUAACGUGGAGUACACGUAAUGCUUGUGUAGGCUUAAAAUGAAUGAUUAAAGGUUUGGGCAUAGUUGAGAGGAGUCUUCAGUUUCAGGACGCUGGAUAGUUCCUUCCCAUAACCUACAGUACUUUGGGAGAUUUGAAUUCUUGCCGAGCACAUGGAAAACGAGAUCUUGGACACGGAGAAUGAGAAGCGCAAAAGGAUACGAGGGAAAUGCACGACAGAAACUGUCAUUUAAGAGAUGCCUUCUUAUCGAAGCUUGAACAUAAUCAUCACGUGCAAAUUGUACUUCUGAGCGAUGGACUUUACCGAAAUUCUAUUUGCAGUGUUCAUUGCUGUUGUUGUGAUUGUUUCAUUAAUAUCUAACUUGUUGGUGCUGCUGUGCUUCAUCUGCAGCACCGAAAUCCGCAAGCAAGUGCCAGGUAUUUUCAUUAUGAACUUAUCAUUUUGUAAUUUGCUCAUCACUGUUUUGAACAUGCCAUCCACUUUGCUUGGAAUUGUUAAGCAUCAACAACCUUUUGGCGACUGUAUCUGUCGAGCAGUAAGCUUUUUGGAGACUUUCCUGACUAUCAACACGAUGCUAAGCAUGGCAGCUCUCAGCAUUGACAAAUGGAUAGCUGUGGUGUUUCCCCUGAGCUAUUCGAACAAAAUGCGAUACAAGGAUGCCUUAUUCAUGAUGUGCUACUCAUGGUUUCAUUCUCUUACCUUUGCCAUGGUCUCGCUGCUUUUUUCCUGGGUUGACUACAAUCACAUUUAUGCAACAUGCACACUGCGCUUAAAAGAAGAACGUGAACGGAGAAAUUUUACCGUGUUUACCAUCGUGUUUCAUGCCACAAGUUUUAUGCUUUCUCUGCUCAUUUUAUGCUUCACAUAUCUAAAGGUUUUAAAAGUAGCAAGGUUUCAUUGCAAGAGGAUAGACAUUAUUACCAUGCAGACGCUACUUUUGCUGGUAGAUAUCCAUCCAAGUGUUAAGCAACGCUGCCUUGUUGAACAGAAAAAGAGACGGCAAAGGGCCACCAAGAAAAUCAGCAUUUUUAUAGGCUCUUUUAUUAUCUGUUUCGCCCCUUAUGUGAUUACUAGGUUAAUAGAACUCCUUCCAUUUGUAACAAUUAAUCAGCAGUGGGGAAUCCUAAGUAAGUGCCUAACAUAUAGCAAGGUUGCUUCAGAUCCUUUUGUUUAUUCACUGCUGCGACAACAAUACAAGAAGGUCUUAAUCAACAUUGUCAACAGAAUGCUCAAAAGGGAUUUAUAUCCAUCAUCUGGGCAUAACAGUUCUUUAGAUACUGAAAAUGACUACUGCUUGCAGCGGACAAAUUGAGGGUUUUAUGUGCACGAAGCAAAAAUAAAAAUUCUGUGAACAGAAGAAUAUACAGCAACCACUAUAUAAUAGAAGUCAAUAAACCUCAUUAAAUGUUGUGAAGCUCUACAGUACUGUAUAUCUAAAAUUAUAACUUUUUUAUAUCAUUACAUUCCCUUUAUCCCAAGACAAUAAUUUAUAACUUUAAACAUGUUAGUUGAAAGAGUCAGCUAUAAUUAUGUGCAUAAAUUGUAUUAUAACUUAUGACUACUAUCUACUAUGGAUAUAAAUAGAAAAAGCAGAUUAUAUUUUUAUUGGAAAGUAUUCUAGGAAAUAACAGUUCCAAAAAAGAAAUAAGUUGAUGCUAUAAAUACUUCAGAUAUUGUUACAAUCAGAUUCAGAACAGAUGUAGCUCUAUUGUUUUUUCUUUUUGGGCAUAUAUACAUUCUGCACAGUAAUUAAUAAAGAAUUAUUUAACCUUUUCCCAUUUAAGCUCAGAAUGACAUCAUUACAUUUAAUUAAAUUAUGUUUACCUGAUUCUAAAGGCAUGAAGAAAAAUUCAUAACUCAGGAGCUAUCCAGCUCACAUUCUCUAUAAAUCGGUAGUAGCAUGGUUUAAAAUAAACUGCAUUGACAUUGUCACAGUGCACAGUUUAUUAAAAUAUUUCCGAAUAUAUUAGCUGAAAUUUACUAAAACAGUAAUGCGUACAUUGGAAACUGGAAUAUUCUGGGAUACCAUCAGUUUAAACAAAUUGAUUAUGCCAUGUCCAUAAUGGAUUUAAACAACCUUCCAUUCUUAAAAUCCUGUAACUGUCUGGUGACCACUACUAAACAUUUUCAAGUGUAUCUCUUUUAUUUAAAACUAAUGAUUUCCCAAGAGAUACUGCAAAGAAGGAAUGAAGGAAUUACCUGAAGCUUGUUUCCAGGCAGAUACUGAAAGUACUUCAGAGACUAUUAUACAGGUACAUUAAUCUUAUUAUUAAUCCUCCCAGAAAGCUAAAGAAAAUGGGAAGAUUCAUUACUCUGUGAGUUAGUGUCAUAUUGUGGUAGAAAGGCUGCUAAAAAUGAACUGGUACAUAAUUUAAUUUCAUGCACUUUUUGAUAACCAUAGGUCAGUGUUAUUAGAUUUAUAAAGCCAAAGUUGUAUUUGUUACCUAUUUUAAACUGAAUGUAUUGUCAAGCUGCAAGAACUCUGAAUUAUCUGGCAUUGUUUUUUGAUUGUAACACACACAUGCACACCCACACACACAUGCACACACACACCCCC